CGGGCAUCCCAGCCCGCGAACCGAAAGUGAUUUCAGUUCUCAAUUGAACAGCUUCGCGUACGGUUUCGAGGAAAUCCAAAGCGCCAAAAAUAUAAAGUUAACAACCUACCUCCGAUAGCUCCGAACCAAAAUCAAAAUCAAAAACAAAUCGAAAGCAGUCGAAAAACCAUCAUCAGAGGCAAUCAACAUGAUCAGGGCGAAAGACACAACAUGGCUGCUGCUCAUUUGUCUAUUAAUUGGACAAUUCUACGUACGCACACAUGGAACGCCGAUAGAUGAGACUAAAGAUGAUUACCAGGACGAUGACUACUACAGUGAUAACGAAGAGGAUCCCUUAGAGGACGAAACCCCUCCAGUUGUGGACACUCCAGCAGCAAGACCUUAUUUUGAGGAAAGUGAUCUUCGGAUCGAAGCCAAGCCAGGCGAUGAUGUGGUCCUCAACUGUGACGUUCGCAACUUCAUGAUUAACAAUGCAGUUAUGUGGUAUAAAAACACCACAAUGAUUGUCAAUGGUAAUACUGCAGUUGUACCUCGCUUUGAGGCCAUGAAAAACAACUCCAUAUUCCUGCAAAACGUAACCCCCGCGGAUUCGGAGAACUACUACUGUGUUAUCCUGCCGCAGGACGUUCGACAGCGCACAACUCUGAGGGUGGGCGCCCGGCUGUCGAUCCUCUGCGACGACCGUGACAUCACUGAUCGAUCGCAGACGUUCAGGCAGGGCGACCACCACAAGCUCGAGUGUCGAACCUAUCUGCCCGGCGAGCCCACAAUCAAAUGGUCCUUUAAUGGUAUUCGCAUCGAGUCUUCCCCAAGUGAUGAAGAAAAGGGAGUCAUUGUCCUGGACAACAUCGACGAUGUUAAUGCGGGCGUUUAUCAGUGCCUGGCUGAUGACGGCAGCCACGAUCCCCCGCAUGGAAUGGUAACCAUCGACGUCCAGUACAGCCCCAAGGUGUCCACCCACCGGCAUCAUGUCAACACGGAGGAAGGCGGCUUUGCGGAAGUUUACUGCAACUAUCGCGCCAAUCCCAUUGCCCGGAGCUUUUUCGUCAAGGAAGGCAAAACCAUUCAGUUGUCCGAGAAAUACUCCCUGAGGGACUCUGUCCACAAUGGACACAAUCGCACAACGCUGAUUAUCCGGGAUGUGGAGGAGAGUGAUCUGGGCGAGUACCUGUGCCACGUGGAGAACGCCAUCGGCUACAACGAGGUGAAGGUGCACGUCAGCUACAAACCCGAGACGCCGCAGUUCGAGGACAUGAAACUGGAGGGCACCAAGGUCACGAUGCACUGGCUGGUGAGGAGUCUGCAGCCAUUGUCCGAGGCCAUGCUAGACUACAAGCUAUCUGGGUCAUAUACUUGGAGCACUGUGUCGGUGCUGGAAACGCAUCGUCAUAAUCAGACUGGAGGCAUCUGGAAGAUCACGCACCAGCUGGACUUGCCACGACGUGGCAUGUGGCAUGCCCGUGUCAAGACGAAGAACCCCUAUGGCUGGUCCAACUUUUCGCCGGAUCACGACUUCACGAUCCAGGCCGAUGGCGAGGGUUCUUAUGAGCCCAGCGAUGCGGAUCUGCCACCAGAUCAGAUAGUCCAGGCCGGCAUCGGUCUAGGGGGCCGAGGCACAGCGUCAGCCCUCGCCCAAAUGCCCCUGGGUGGUGUUAUCCUGGCGGCGCUCCUGCUGCGCCAGAUCCGCCAGCUCUAAGGCCGCCAGCGAGGCGAAAGAGGAGUGUACAUAUGUAUUUCCGGAUUACUCAGCUAUCGAUGGCAUCGGAGCGAUUGCGAUAGCGAAUAGCGACAGCCAACGCAAAUAGGAAACCGAAACAAAAGUAUUCUAAUUAAAAAAAACAAAAUGCUAAUGCGCGCCUGCUAGCUUGGGUCAAUGCUACCCAUAUACCAUGUUAAUGCUAUAUCGUACACGCUGGAGCGAUCGCCACUAAACAUUAAAAUCUAAACUCUAAACACUAAACACAUUUGUGCCAAGCAAGGAGAAACUGAAACAGAAACAGAAUUAAAUUUAAUUUAGUUUAGCUAAAGUUAAAGUUAAAGCGAAUCGACAUUGGGCCGAGAGUGGUAGGUGGGUGUGAAAUUGUUGGAUUAGGACAGAAGAACUGCGAGGAUCGGUUAAAAACCGAGCA
Messenger RNA from Drosophila ananassae, 2129 nucleotides. Its product is annotated as neural cell adhesion molecule 2. NCBI's taxonomy places the organism in Eukaryota, Metazoa, Arthropoda, Insecta, Diptera, Drosophilidae. The record is from RefSeq and is a predicted model, not a curated record. The transcript has 7 exons. Bases 188 to 1696 code for a protein of 502 amino acids.